This is a messenger RNA of Pipistrellus kuhlii (Kuhl's pipistrelle), 3903 nucleotides long. It is a transcript of the gene LRIT3, whose product is annotated as leucine rich repeat, Ig-like and transmembrane domains 3. Lineage: Eukaryota; Metazoa; Chordata; Mammalia; Chiroptera; Vespertilionidae. The record is from RefSeq and is a predicted model, not a curated record. The transcript has 4 exons. Gene Ontology annotation, molecular function: protein binding. Bases 1636 to 3666 code for a protein of 676 amino acids.
AAAAAUCAAUAAAAUAUAUUAAAAAAUAAUAAUAGUUAAUAAAUCAUAAUUAAUUAGCUAAUAAUUACUGAAAUGAGUUGUUAGCAUUUCUCAACUUUAAAAUCUUAAUGCAAUUAGUAACAUACUAUUUAAUAAAAAUGAUCAGAGGACUGUUAAAUCCUAUUUUUCUAAAUCACAUACCAGUUAUUGCAUAUAUAUUUUAUAUAGCAAUAUAAUCUCUGUGCAUGUUAUUAUAUAAUCUGCUUUUUAAUUAUCAUUUUUCUAUAUGUGCAUUUCUGUAUAUUUACCACUAGAAUGAAGUUUAGUCAGAGUGGGGGUUUAUGUAUGUUUUUCCCCCCUAUCUUUUUGUUUGUUUGAAUUUAUUGUGUUAAGAGCAUAACAUGAGAUCUACCCCUUCAACAAAUGUUUCAGUGUAUAAUACAGUAUAAGUACAACAGUGCACAACAGAUCUCUAGAACUUAUUCAUAUUGCUUAACUGAAACUUUAUGCCUGUUAAUUUAGCUGUAUGUUUGUUCUUUGAUACGUCCUGAGCAUACCACACCUGUUUUGCCUGGCACAUAGUAGGCACUCAAUAAAAUAUUUGUUGAAUGUUGAGUAAAUUUGUAGUCACAUAAUUGCCACUUUAAAUAACUAUUAAGCAUAGCAAGCUAAUACACGAUUGUUUAGUGAACAUUUAAAAUCUAUAGUAUUUUAUUUUAAUUGAGCAAAUUCUUCUGAUUUUAUGGUUUCUAUAUGUGUUCUAUUAGUUUUAAAUAAUAUCUUCCAUAGUAUUCUUACUUUUAUAAAAUUGAUUCUUUUAAAAGAGUUUUUGGUUUAAAAAAGGUGGAUAGAACCACUUAAUAGGAAGAUUAAGUGCCAUAUAGAUUUGUAAUAUAAACACAUAAACCCUUAAUUAUGCCUGUGGAUUCUUCCCACUUUACGGGUGUUCAGGUAAUUUUUUAACUUCAAUUUACCUUUUUAUUUUUUUGAUAGAGCAUAACUUUGCUAAAAGACAUACCAGUUCAUCUUUAGCUAUGGUUUGAUGCCCAUAAUUUGGGAAAAGGGCUUAGAAUAAAACAUAUUCAUAAAGAGAGACAGUAGCUUUUGGUGGGAAUAAGAGCUGGGAGGAGCCUUACACUGUGCUGAGAUGACCUGCACGAGCCACAGGACACACUCCCUGGAGCCCUAGGUCCAUCCUUCACUGGUGGAUUGAGGCAUUUAGUCUAAAAAAAAAAAAAAAAUCUAGGUACCAGACUUUGUCUACUUUAUUUUUGAAGAUAGCCAAUACUUGGCAAUAUUGAUAACUCUAUUCUAAAUCAAUUUUAUAUCAUGUACAUACUUAGCAAUUACAUCCAUAGGAAAGGAAUUGAAUAGACAUUUCCUUGCAAAUCUAGAUACAAGCAACUAUUGAAAUUUUCUUAACUUGUUUGGUUUUCACUUUCUUUAUAACGUGUUACUUUCCUGAAACCACAUUCAAAGGCUAGGAAGAUUGAACCCCUGCAAAAUACACUUGAAGGUUAAGUAGUAACUAGAGAUCUCAGCUAAUCCUGUGUAAUCUGCUCUUACUAAAUGGCUGUUUGUGUUCCAGGCACACCAGCCUCUGAAUGCUUAGGAUUUGGUCUUUACCUUUUGUUCCAAUAACCUCUAAAAGGAGCAAUGCGUCUCUUAACAUGUCUGGGCGUUGUGCUUAGCUUUUUGGAAGGAGUGAGUUGUUUAUGUCCUUCACAGUGCACCUGCGAUUAUCACGGCAGAAAUGAUGGCACGGGAUCAAGGACAGUGCUGUGUAACGACCAAGAUAUGAAUGCGCUCCCCCUGAACUUCCCCGUGGACACUGCGAAGCUUCGCAUAGAGAAGACCGUCAUCCGCACGAUCCCCGCCGAGGCCUUCUACUACCUGGUGGAGCUCCAGUACCUCUGGGUGACUUACAAUUCUGUGUCUAGCCUUGAGGCCAGCAGCUUUUACAACCUAGGGCAGCUGCAUGAGUUGCGCUUGGAUGGGAAUUCUCUAGCUGCCUUCCCUUGGGCAUCUCUGCUGUACAUGCCCCGUCUAAGAAUCCUGGAUUUGCACAACAACCAAAUAACCAGUGUGCCAAAUGGGGCAGCCAGGUACCUGAAGAACCUCACCUACUUGGAUUUAUCAAGCAACAGACUAACCACACUGCCACCAGAAUUCCUGGAGAGCUGGUCCCAUGUACUUACAACAUGGUCUGGAAGCCGGAAGCUUUCAGCAAGAAUUAUUCUUGGUCUGCAGGACAACCCGUGGUUCUGUGACUGUCACAUUUCCCAAAUGAUUGAGAUAUCCAAAAUUGCUGAUCCUGCCAUAGUACUUCUUGAUCCACUGAUGGUCUGCAGUGAGCCCGAGCACCUGACAGGGAUUUUAUUUCAGCGGGCUGAGCUGGAUCAGUGUGUGAAGCCAUCGGUGAUGACCUCGGCCACCCGAAUCACGUCUACUCUGGGCAGUAAUGUCCUGCUGCGGUGUGAUGGCACUGGCUACCCCACCCCGCAACUCACAUGGACCAGAUCUGACCACUCGCCUGUUAAUUACACAGUAAUUCAGGAAUCUCCAGGGGAAGGAGUCAGAUGGUCGGUAAUAAGCUUCACAGACAUUUCUUACAAGGAUGCUGGGGAUUACAAGUGUAAGGCCAAAAAUUUGGCUGGGAUGUCAGAAGCCCUGGUUACUGUGACAGUGGUUGGUGUUGCCACGACCACCAUCGCAUCAGACAGCUCUGAAAGAAGAAAUGGAGAUGACCCUGGGCGAGAAGGCCAGCCAGGAUCUAGAAGGUCUAUAUCCACACCUGGUUCAUCGCCAUCUCCCUGGCCUUCUUCCUCCUCUUCUUCCUCUCCUUCUUCUGCUUUUCUUUUUACUUCUACUUCAUCUCCUUCUGCUGCUUCCUCCUCCUUAUACCCAUUCUCCUCCUCCAUGGUUUCUCCAACCACAGCUCUAAGCACUAAAAUUUCAACAAGCACCACCCUGGCCAGCUGGCAGUCCCUCCAGCUGCCUCCAGAUGGGGAAAGAAAUGUAAAGGUGGAGAUGGGUGGAAGUCAGCAUCCCCCAGCUAGUGCAAGUAGACAAGAAGAGCUGACAUCAUUGGGUCGAACAAGGCCUAGGGAGACGAAUACCACGAUAGAAAACCUCAGGGCAGUCAGUGAAACCAAGGAAAGUGUGACCUUGAUGUGGAACACCAUCAACACCAUGCAUAACUCAGAGGUGACCGUGCUGUAUUCCAAGCACGGGGAGAAGGACCUGCUGCUGCUGGAUGCAGACUUCAGCAAGAACCAAGUCACCAUCGACGGCCUGGAGCCUGGUAGGCAGUACAUAGCAUGCGUCUGUCCAAAAGGGGCACCUCCCCAGAAAGACCAAUGUAUCACCUUUUCUACCGACGGUGCUGAAGAAAGUCAUUCGCAAGAGCCCUUCCUUAUGGCGGUGAGCGGUGCCGCCUGCGUUGUUGUCUUGCCGUUGAUUGUUUUCCUGUUGUAUAAAGUUUGCAAACUGCAAUGUAAGUCAGAGUCCUUCUGGGAAGAAGAUUUGGAAAAAGAGACUUAUAUCCAGUUUGAAACCCUGUCCCCAAGGUCUCAAAGCAUAGGGGAACUCUGGUCACGAAGGCACAGAUAUGAUCCUGAAAAACUGCUGCUUUGUUCUGGGUCAAGUGUGGAAUCUCGGAUGACUUUUAAAAGUGAAGAGAUCUAGACCAGAUUGUUGUUUCCAAGAUUAUAUAGCUCAGGCACACAUGAAUGCACAAAAUAUCUUCCAAAAAAUGAAGAAUUUGAGGUGUAUUUGGCUCUUUGUUUGGAUGACUUUUAGACAGAUUUUCACAUCUUCCAUAAUAAUCACAAGUGGAGUGAUUUUGUGUUUUAAAAAACUACCAUCAGACCUCUGAACUGAACAAUAUUUUUAUUUUUUAAAUAAAAUAUCUAUAGUUGAAAG